UAUGGGGUAUUUUUUUGGUGCAAAUGGAAUGGAUAUGAAAAUGCAGAUAUUCUUACCUGUGCAUGACGGUUCAAUCAAGGAUGGGCAUUGGAUUCUCAUUGUGGUUGACAUGGUCACAAAGGUUGCUGAAGUAUGGGAUAGCGGACCAGGACCAGUACUACAGCCAUCGACAAGGGAAAACAUUUUGCUUAUGCUGAGACACAUAGACCGGGUAAUGUGGUUUGAUAACAUAACGCAACCUGGAAGCAUGGUAAAGGUAGAAGAUUUUACAAUUGUUGAGGGCCCGAAUGUGCCAAAGCAACAAAACGCAUUUGACUGCGGUGUCUACGUCAUACAAAACAUGCAGCAUUAUCGGACCGAUUGGGCAAAACAGUACGACUCGGAAUACCAGAGAGCAGCCAUAUUAUUGGAUUGUUUAACAGCCCCAAAUAACGAGUCGGAUGCAAACGUAGGAGCGGCUAUCGUAAAUAGUGACAAUGGGGUUGAAACAAAUGCAAUGCAGCAUGAUGGUUUGCAUCAGAAUGGAGAAGGAAUGCAUAUGGAAGAAUGGGAAGAAGGAGGGAAAGGGGAGUAUAGUCACAUACAAGGUCGUGUAGGACUAGGAGGGCAUCGAAAUGUUGGGGACAACGUCCCAUCAAAAACGCAUAUAAUUUAACAAAGGGUCCUGCGUCACAUACAGAACGGGAAUGAAAAGUAAAAAGAUGAACAAGGGUUCAAAAGGGAAACACGCAAAUGGAAUGAGAAGGUGUGAAGCAGAACCUAUAGGUAAGUUUUACUGUGGGGGAGGUGCAAUAUCCGUGUUUAAUAUAUCAUAAAGAAUAAGUGGUUCAAUCUUCGUUACGCGGUAAUAUUGUUAUUUAGUGUGAGCAAUGACUUGUGACGAAAAGUUAUCGCCCACCAUAGUAUUGCAUUUUCGUGCUUGGCGUUGAGAGAUCGAAGACGGUGUAAUAAAACGUCAUAAAAACUUUUGUAUUACUUCAGUAAGUUGUUAUGUGUUAUAUUUUCAUGGA
Messenger RNA from Rosa rugosa (rugosa rose), 1010 nucleotides. RefSeq lists its product as uncharacterized. Gene Ontology annotation, molecular function: deSUMOylase activity. Gene Ontology annotation, biological process: protein desumoylation. The transcript has 3 exons. NCBI's taxonomy places the organism in Eukaryota, Viridiplantae, Streptophyta, Magnoliopsida, Rosales, Rosaceae. The record is from RefSeq and is a predicted model, not a curated record. Bases 2 to 655 code for a protein of 217 amino acids. Gene Ontology annotation, cellular component: nucleus.